Molecule: messenger RNA, 3785 nt
Organism: Astyanax mexicanus (Mexican tetra)
Lineage: Eukaryota; Metazoa; Chordata; Actinopteri; Characiformes; Acestrorhamphidae
Gene: tlr9
Product: toll-like receptor 9
Exons: 2
Coding region: 123-3323 (1066 amino acids)
Biological process (GO): canonical NF-kappaB signal transduction; toll-like receptor signaling pathway; defense response to virus
Cellular component (GO): plasma membrane
Molecular function (GO): pattern recognition receptor activity; protein binding
Source: RefSeq, a predicted model, not a curated record
CCCAUUUUCACUUCUGUAAAUGAGUGGAGGCUUAUCUGAAGAUACUCGUGUCUGCCCGUCACUGAAAUGCACCUUUCUCCUCUUCAAACACGUGAACUACUGUCUUCCCAGAUCUGAAGAUCAUGUUUGGACCUCGACUUUUCCUGUUCGUUGUGUUAAAUCACCUCUGUGUGGUCAAAGCAAUAAAUCUUAAAUUCUACCCAUGUGACAAUACCACUGCCAGCAAUGGAGAUAUAAAUGUGGACUGUGGGCACAGAGGCCUCACCAGCGUCCCCAAAUUCAAGUCCCCCAUUGUGGUCUCACUUAACCUCAAUGAAAAUCUGAUUCAGCGAGUAAAAAGAGAGGAUUUCUCAGACCUUCCCAAUCUUCAGAAUCUGAGUUUAAUGUGGAACUGUUUGCCGGGUCGACUAAAGGCGCUGAGAUUACCUUCAUGCAAAGUGAGGAUUGACCAAGAUGCUUUUGUUAAUCUCAAAAACCUGAGCUCCCUUUAUUUAGUAGGGAACAGCCUUGACACCAUUCCACUCCUCCCGCAGCGCCUUCAGGUCCUCGGAUUGGAGUUUAACAAUAUUUUUCACAUUGAAAAGCCGCUGGGAACGCCUUUCCUCAAACAGCUGCUGCUCUCUAAGAACUGCUACUAUGCAAACCCCUGCAAUCAGUCCUUCUCCAUAGAAACAAGAGUGUUGCAGGAUUUACCUGAGCUUCGGAACCUCACACUGGGCUUUAAUAAUAUCACUACUGUUCCCGUGCAACUGCCACCCUCCUUGGAAAGUCUUGACUUGAGGGAAAACAAGAUCACAGAAAUCACAAAAGAAUCCUUCGCAAACCUUACAAAGCUACGUUACCUUAACCUGGAGUGGAACUGCCAAAGGUGUGACCAUGCAGCUGAGCCCUGUUUCCCUUGUCCAAAUAAUGCUUCAUUAGGCUUGGACCCGGGUGCCUUUCAUGAUCAGAGAAGCUCUUUAAGUUUCCUCAGUCUGCGGGGAAACUCACUCCACUACCUUCCUAAAAACAUUUUUGCUCAACUCAGCCGACUUAAAACGCUUGAUCUCUCAGACAAUUUCCUAGCCUACAGUAUCCAUAAUGGCACGUUUUUUGAGGAGCUGCAGAAGGUUGUGUCCCUAAACCUCCUCUACAACUAUCAACCUAUGAAAACCUUUCCAGAGCUGAUCCUGUCACCCUAUAUGAGCAGGAUGAGAGCCUUAAAGAAGCUUUCCCUGAGUGGGUUUUUCUUCCAUCAGUUAUCUAACUACAGCCUUGAGCCUUUGUUUGACUUACCAAAGCUGGAGUAUCUGGACCUGCGCAUGAACUUCAUCAGUUCCUGCAACGUCACGGCAUUCAGCCAGCUGAGAGCAUUGAGAAUGGUGGUGCUUUCACAGAACAUGCUUGCCUUCAACCCAUGCUACAAAGCUAUCUCUAUGGACAUCCAGCUCACGUCCAUGACCCUGAGUGAUCGCAAGAGAGAAGACCCCCUUGAGAAUCAAGAAGACCCUUAUUUUAGAUCAGAGUUGGAGAGAAACUCUGGGCAGUGCGCUGAGGAAGACUGUCCAAUCAAUGAUUCAAUGUGGUAUCUCCAAAGGUGUCACUGUUAUGGGAAGCUCUCCUUUAACUUAUCUCAGAACAAUAUUCCAUGGCUCAAUGCAAGUACCUUCAAAGGAAUGGAGAACGCUGUGUGCAUGGACCUGUCCUACAACUACAUGAGUCAAACUUUGAGCGGCCAGCAGUUCUCCCCUCUUACCAAACUGAUAUUUCUAAACAUGGCUCACAACCGGAUUGACCUUUACUUUGAUGAUGCUUUUAGGGAGCUGAGGAGCACACUUAAAGCUCUUGAUCUCAGCAACAAUGAAUUCCAUUUUCUCAUGAGGGGAAUAGGUCAUCGCUUUGAAUUCAUAAAGAACAUGACUUCACUGGAAGCUCUCAGUCUAGCGAACAAUAACAUUGGACUUCGCAUCUCUAACAUUCUCAGAAGUACGUCUCUGAAGUAUCUCUUCUUCUCUGGGAAUCGCUUGGACAUCAUGUGGGACACCAGGGGAGAUCAGUACAUACGCUUCUUUCAAGGGUUGAUAAAACUUAGAUAUUUGGACAUCUCGGACAACCAACUUAGGUCAUUUUCCCCAGAGGCAAUGGCUAACCUUCCUAAAAGUGUUCAAGUGCUCAGGGUGGACUCCAACAUACUGAAUUAUUUUCCCUGGGGCAACCUCUCAACACUUGCUCAGCUCUGCUUCCUUAACCUCAGUGGAAAUCAUCUCUCUAACCUACCAGACAUUGCUGUCCCCUUUGGACCUAAACUCUCAAGCCUGGAUUUAAGUCACAAUCGACUGACGGCCAUUCCAGAGUCUUUCUUUAGCCAGGCAACUGCCCUCAAAGACCUCAGACUCGACCACAAUCAGCUGAAGAUCAUAGAAAAGCAAGUUCUCCCCUCUUCAUUCAAGUCAGCCAUCUGCUCCACCGCUUUUAAGACUAAGAACUGCAAGUUGACAUUGCACGCCAAUCCCUUUAUCUGCAGUUGUGUCACUUCUUGGUUUGCUGAGUUUCUGCGAGGAAGUCCUUUGUUUAUCCCACACCUCACCACAGAUGUUCGCUGUGGUUUUCCUGAGUCACAGACAGGAGUCAAUGUGCUCGCCAUUGACCCUCGCUCCUGCCAGGAGAUAUUUGGUAGCGUUGCCUUCCUCUUUACCUCCCUUCUUGCUCUUGCAGCGACUACAAUCCCUAUUUUGAAGCAUUUGUAUGGCUGGGAUCUGUGGUAUUGUUUUCAGAUACUUUGGGCAGGACACAAAGGCUACACCUCACUUCAAGGAAACAGCAUGGUGAACAAUGACCAUGAUGCAUUUGUGGUUUUUGACACACAGAACAAGGCAGUCAGGGACUGGAUCUACAAUGAAAUGGUGGCUAACUUGGAGAGAAGAGGAAGAUGGCAGUUUAAACUUUGUCUGGAGGAACGGGACUGGGUGCCAGGGGUGUCCUGCAUAGAGAAUCUGCACAACGCUGUGUACAACAGCAGGAAAACGGUCUUUGUGCUAACUAACAACGGAAGCUUCAGUUCUGUCAGUGGCAUCAUAAGGCAGGCUUUCCUCCUGGUCCAGCAGAGGCUCCUGGAUGAGAAAGUAGACGUGGCGGUGCUGGUUCUUCUGGAUUCUGUUUUUCCUAAAGUCAAGUACCUGCAGAUGAGGAAGAGACUCUGCAAGAAGUCAGUUCUGUCCUGGCCCAAGAACCCCCAGGCCCAGCCCCUGUUCUGGAAUGACCUCUGCGUUGCUAUAGCCUCUGAUAAUGUAAAAUCUUAUGAUAAGAAAGUCACAGAGAGCUUCUUGUCUCAUGAGCUUCUUUAAUCCAGUAGCUGAUAUACUGUGUGUGUUCUAUCCACUUUAGGUAUUAAUUAAUUAAUUCAUGCUUGAUUAUGGUACAGUUUUGAAAUGGAUUUGAUGUACGAGGAACAACGUACAGAUUUUGCCCCAGAGAGGAAAAUGUAACAUAAAUAUUUGUAUAUAGUGAAAGGGAUCCAAGUAAAACAUGCUUUUGGUCUUCUUAAUUUCAUAGCAAUGCCAUAUAUGGAUUUAGAUCAUAUUUGGAUAUUACUAAGCACUGCAGGAUGAUGGUAUAUUACAGUACAGUUCAGUACAUUCAAAAUUCAGUUGUGUAGUUUUUUUCUUUUUUUUUUCUUUAUUCUUUUUACAACAUGUCUUUUACAACAAGUGUUUGCUCUAAAUGAUUCACAAAAUACCAUGAACUUUUGUCCAGUGCUUUAUUCUUGUAUGAAAUAUUUUAUUCUUUAAUGAAUUCAAUGAAAAUUC